AUGUCUGAAGCAGCAAAGUUUUUUGGUGCCGUAGACGAAGAAGACGAUCGUUUCCAAAACUUUUCUAGUGAAGAGGAAGACAAUGAAAAGAUAUCUAGAGCUACGAUCCAUUCCUCCAGAAAUGACAAAAGCAGUGGUAGAGAAGCUUAUAAAAGUAUAAUAAAUAACGCAUCUGAAGAGGACGAGAAUGAAGGCGAAGCAGAAGAUAAUAGCGACGCGGAACUGUAUGUAGGAGGAGAUUCUGAAGAAGACAAUGGUGAAGAAAAUAUAAAGGCUGUCAAAUCAGAAAAGCCUCUGAAUAAGAUUUCUAUAGAAGAAGUUGAGAAGAAGAAGAAAGCUAUAAAACGUUCGGGUGUUAUUUACUUAUCGAAAGUCCCUCCCUAUAUGGAACCUAGUAAGCUUCGACAGCUUUUAUCCCAGUAUGGUAAACUCGGUAGAAUAUACCUUGCCCCCGAAUCUGCCCAGAAACGAGCUAGACGUUUAAAGAAUGGCGGAAACAAAAGAACUAUGUACGAAGAGGGAUGGGUGGAAUUUGAAAGUAAACGUGCUGCUAAAACCGUUGCUGACAUGCUAAACACUCAAAAAAUCGGCGGAAAGAAAACAAGCUGGUAUUAUGAUGAUAUUUGGAAUAUGAAGUAUCUUCCUAAACUCAAAUGGCAUCACCUAACCGAACAAAUUGCUGCGGAAAAUGCUGCCAGGGCCAGUCGUUUAAAUGUUGAGAUUGAGCAGGGCCGUAAGCAAGUAAAGGAGUACAUCAAGAAUGUUGAACGUGCCAAGAUGAUUGAAGGUAUUCAAAAGAAGAGAAAAGAGAGAAGUAAUUCAUCUGAAGAAGCCCCUGUCUCUAGUAAUAAUAAUUCUGUUGAGAACGGCCCUUCUAACAAACAAAUGCGACGUUUCUUCGACCAAAAAAGCGUUACAAAUAAACGUGUUAUGCCUAAAAAUGAAAACGAACAAAGAAAAGUUGAGAACGUUCUCAGUAAGGUGCUUUAA
Schizosaccharomyces osmophilus is the source of this 990-nucleotide messenger RNA. RefSeq names its product U3 snoRNP-associated protein Esf2 (gene esf2). NCBI's taxonomy places the organism in Eukaryota, Fungi, Ascomycota, Schizosaccharomycetes, Schizosaccharomycetales, Schizosaccharomycetaceae. The transcript has a single exon. The record is from RefSeq and is a predicted model, not a curated record. Gene Ontology annotation, cellular component: nucleolus. Gene Ontology annotation, biological process: small-subunit processome assembly; endonucleolytic cleavage in 5'-ETS of tricistronic rRNA transcript (SSU-rRNA, 5.8S rRNA, LSU-rRNA); endonucleolytic cleavage in ITS1 to separate SSU-rRNA from 5.8S rRNA and LSU-rRNA from tricistronic rRNA transcript (SSU-rRNA, 5.8S rRNA, LSU-rRNA). Gene Ontology annotation, molecular function: RNA binding. Bases 1 to 990 code for a protein of 329 amino acids.